AUGGCACUUUCAGAUGAAACCAAUGACUCGAGUGUCCCGAAGACAUCGACACAACAUAAAAGAAAACUGGAUGAAAACGAGAGUUCAGGUGUGUUUGAAGACUACUCUUCAUAUAGAGGCGGAACCAGUAGUUCAACACAAGACAAGAAGGCAACGAAGAUGUCUCGGUCUCAACGAGAACUGCUAAAAGUGGAUAAGACAGGAAUGAAGAGUAUUUCGAGUUUCUUUGCGGCAAAACCUAAAUAAUAGAAAUGUUUUCAUAUUGUAAUGUAUUUCACGCUUUGAAUACUUGCGAAC
Oppiella nova is the source of this 297-nucleotide messenger RNA. NCBI's taxonomy places the organism in Eukaryota, Metazoa, Arthropoda, Arachnida, Sarcoptiformes, Oppiidae. The record is from the annotation of a GenBank genome assembly.